AUUACUCGUGUGUUAAUUGUUUCGCCUGUGGCUCUACAAUCGUAAUAUUUCACGUACAGCUCGGCGACUCGUACUGUAUCUAUCGCCUAAUAAGGCCAUUAAGGCAAAUUAAAUUUUACACGCAUAGUGCGUCCAUGGGUACGCCUGCGGGACUGCUUACAUCUAAAGUGUCAUGCAAAUUUGAACUGAGCUGAACCAAGGAGGGUGUCACACGAAGGCAAAACGAAAAGAAAAUAUGGCCGAUCACGAAGUUUUGUACCAGGCGAUAGUUACGGCACUUAUUGUGGGUCUGUCAUCUUCUAUUAUCUUCAGAUUAUGGAAAUGGUACAGAAUCUUCAGACUGCUCCCUCCUGGUCCUUGGGGGUGGCCAUUUAUUGGAUAUCUCCCUAAACUGAAGACGAACAGGCACCUUGUUCUGACGGAGCUAAGGAAGACGUACGGCGACGUGUAUUGCCUGAAAAUAGGAGUGCAUAGAGCCGUCGUUCUGAAUGGACUGGAGACCGUUCGCCACGCCUUAGUUCAACUAGGGGAAAACUUUGCAGGACGGCCGAGUUUUCAUACGUUUCAGUUCAUUGAAAACGGUAAAAGCAUGGCCUUCUGCGAUGUUGGUCCUCGUUGGAAAGUGAGAAGAACCAUUGCCUUAAACGGACUGCAUGCGUUUUUAAAGGACAAGGUUCACCCUGUUGAGAUUGCGAUGACGGAAGAAGCAAUAUAUCUGGUAGAGACGUUCUUGGGCAAUAGCGGAAAGCCUUUCAAUCCAGAAAACAGCGUAUAUCUUUCACUUGGUUCUAUAACAUUCGGUUUGUGUUUCUCGGAUCACACGUUAGGCCGCAGCAAUGCUGAAUAUCUGAAACUGAUCAAAAGCGUCCGCGACUUUACUCAGAAUGUUGCGGCGUGUAAUUUGAUUUUACAGUUAAACGAGACUUACCUGUAA
Messenger RNA from Lingula anatina, 934 nucleotides. RefSeq names its product cytochrome P450 1A1-like. The record is from RefSeq and is a predicted model, not a curated record. Gene Ontology annotation, biological process: hormone biosynthetic process; progesterone metabolic process. Lineage: Eukaryota; Metazoa; Brachiopoda; Lingulata; Lingulida; Lingulidae. Gene Ontology annotation, molecular function: steroid 17-alpha-monooxygenase activity; heme binding; iron ion binding.